GCGGGGGGGGAACGGGACGCGGUACCGGGCAGGGCAGGGCAGGGCGGCGGCGGCGGCGGCAGCCCGGCUUGACAGAGGCAGGCAGGCAGCGGUGGCUUCCCUCAUGGAGCCCAGCUAAGGGCUGCCCGCAUCCAUCUCCCGGAGUCAUUCCUGCUGCUAAUCAAAUCGCCCGGCAUUGCUCGAGCGGUGUUUGGCUGCGUGCUCGCUCUCGUGUCGGCUAGCCUACGUCAAGGCAGGGAAGCGGUGGCAGUGAAGAUGGGCUGAGUAUCACCAGCACUUCAGGACAGAGACUGUCUGUCACUUGAGGCUAAAUUAUGUCAGUGCUGAUGCUCCUGGCAGCCCAGAGCCGCCACGGGUCCAACUGAUGGCGAUGUAGAGGUGGCGCCGGCAGAGCUCGAGAAGCCCCACAACAUGGAGGAGCUGUACAAAGAUGCCCCGAACCUGCCCAUGGACGUCACCAGCUCACCCUCGGUGAUGGCCAACAACAAGCUGGAGAACGGGGUGGCCCAGCUGAUCACGGCAGAGGCCUGGAACAUCAACUCAUCUGACCUAAUGAAGAAGGCUCUGUCCCCACUGGUGACUGUCCCUGCACCCUCCAUCUUGACGCCGCCGGCUGAGUCGCAGAGCGGGGUGGCCCUGAAGGUUGCGGCCACAGUGCUGCAGCCCAUCUGCCUGGGGGACAGCCCCGUUGUUCUGCCCAUCCACCUGCAGGUAGCCGGCAGCGCUGCCCCACAGAUGCCGGCCACCAACGCCGCCACCCCCUACGUCAUGACCACCCAGGGCCCCGUCCCACUGCCCGUCCUCCUGGAGCAGCACGUCUUCCAGCACCUGAACUCACCCCUGGUGCUGCCCCCAGGGGCCACCUGCCCCGCCAGCCCCCUGCACGCCGGCCUCUUCCCCGGCACCACCACGCCCGUCGGGCAGCCCCAGCUCCUGGACCCCAAGCCUUCUGGCCAAGCGCAGGAGCCCGUCCUGCCUCCCGUCUUUCAGACACCGGGGUUCGCCGCCGUCCUUCAGGACCUGUUUCCCUCCCAGGGCACCCUGGGCUCUGCGCCCUGCCAGCCACCCCCUGACUACGCCGCCCUCCCACCCCAGGCUUUCAGCUCACCCCUGUCUCCGCUGGUGCCCCCCGCCACGCUGCUGGUGCCCUACCCUGUCAUUGUGCCCCUGCCCGUCCCUAUCCCCAUCCCUAUCCCCGUCCCCAUCCCCGUGCCUCAUGGCGCUGACACCAAGGUGGCCCCCAACCCGCCCAAGCCACCACUCUUCACCCCCCACUCCUGCAAGGGCACCCAGACCCCCCUGGAGAAGGAGGAGACGAAGCCCUUCGACCUCCUCCACCCACGAGAAUUUCCCCAGCUCAGCCGCCACACUGUCAUCAAGAUGGGCAGCGAGAAUGAGGCGCUGGACCUCUCCAUGAAAGGGCCACCCGCGCUCCGGGCUGGUGAGGCUGCCCCACCACCACCACCCGAGGAUGGGGCUCUGGACCUGUCCCUCACCUCCUGCCGCAAGCCGGGGGGACCCCACGGAGAGGUGGCCAGUGUUAGCCCCAGCGCUGCUGCUGAGGCCAGUGCUUACCCUGCGCCGGACAAGCUCCCUGGCCCCGCUGCCACCUUUGCCCCCUGCAAGCCCCAAGAGGCAUCGGGCAAGGUGGAGGGCAGGGGUGUGGGUGGUGGGUCGUCUGAUCUUCUGCGGCAGCCGCAGAAGUGGCUGGUGGAGCAGGCGGGCAGAGCAGGCUGCGAGCCCAAGGCCGGCAACAACAUUGAGAUCGUCAGCACCUCACAGACAGCCAAAGUCAUCGUCUCCGUCAAGGACGCCGUGCCCACCAUCUUCUGCGGCAAGAUCAAGGGCCUGUCGGGAGUCUCCACCAAAAACUUUUCCUUCAAAAGGGACCUGCCCCAGGACUCGGUGCUGCAGUGCUACGAUGUGAAGAGCCCGCCUGAGCCCCGGGAUAGUGCCGAGGCCCUCAGGAAACCCGUCAAAAACAGGAGCGUAAAGCUAAAGAAAAUGAACUCGCCGGAGAUACAUAUUCUUCCAAUCAAGAAACAACGGCUCGCUGCCUUUUUUCCAAGAAAGUAAAUUAUGGGUUUUUAGAAUUUUAAGAUUAUUAUGAGAAGAAGAAGAAAACAAAUUAAUAAAAAAGAUGCACUUGGUUUUAAACUCAUUUAAAACUUUAAACUAUCUUUGUAAGUUAUUUUUGGGGGAAGGGGGAGAGGAUUGGAUGUAGAGUCCCUAUAAGCCGGGUUGGGUUUUUUUUCUGUUUUUUUUUUUUUGUUAUCAGAUUUUGACUUUUCAUGGGAAACUGAAUAAAAGCAACCUAUUUUUCAAGCAGAUUGCACAUUUUGCAGCUUUAAUGAAGUAAUGGAUGAGUCAGAGGGGUAAGAGCUAUUUUCACUGCCGUAAAGUGCUUUGAUGAUGUAACUCUUCAUAAUGGUCAGAGGGGAAAUUUCAAAAUAAAUGUUUGUACGUGCUAAUUGGUUGCGGCAUUUUCUUGUCAUUUCUGAAUCACAUUCAAUGUACGAAGAAGGUUUGGCAAAGAGUGUAAACUGCAAAGCACUGCGACUGACUUGUGAUGAGCCUAAAGCGUUCAGAAAAAAAUAAAGGCUAAGAAAAAUUAUACUGUCCCACAGCACUGUCAGAGAGCACAUCACAACAGCUGCUAACGAUGUGCCCAAAUGUGCUUCCAGAGAAGCAAGAGCAAACGAGAGAUACAGCCCAGUGCAUACCUAACACCACCUUCAUUGUGAGAGGCCCAUAGGAAACCACCUUAAAACGCUGUCAGUUAUUUAACAGAGAAAAGACUAAAAGCCAGGGGAAUUUGGUUGCCAGUGGGGCAGGAGGGGGAAGGAAAAGUGCAUAAUUUUUCCCAGCCUGACUAGAGAUACAUGGAAAAGUUGUUUAUUACUAGUUUUCUAAGUUUCUUUGAUGGCUGCAAUCAAUGCAUAUGAA
Molecule: messenger RNA, 2946 nt
Organism: Cuculus canorus (common cuckoo)
Lineage: Eukaryota; Metazoa; Chordata; Aves; Cuculiformes; Cuculidae
Gene: RAI2
Product: retinoic acid induced 2
Exons: 3
Coding region: 412-2076 (554 amino acids)
Biological process (GO): animal organ development
Cellular component (GO): nucleus
Source: RefSeq, a predicted model, not a curated record